UAUUUUUUUACUUUCUUCACGUUGCUUAUUUUUAUAGUAAUACAUGUACAUGUACAUAACAGAAUUUUUUUUGGAAAUGCGGGCACUGUCAACUAUGCAGCAUGCUCAUUUUGUCAAAACGCCAUGCUGGAAGUAUUUCCUUGCCUUUCAUGUGUCGAUGGAAAAAAGAAAAAGAAAUCGAUUGUAUCGCAUAUAGUGAUGCAUCGGUUAUAGUGAUAAAAUCACGGAAAUCAAACGGGUACGCUAUAGCCGAUACAGACUGUACCUGGUGUCUGUGUAUGGACGUGAUACGCUAAACUGUAGACAGUGGCAUGCCUUUGUUUUUAGUCAAGCGCCUCGGAGAGUUUUGUUUCUCCUGAGGCUGAUUAUUUCCUGUUUCGGACACAAACUGCAGGAAAAAAAAGCUGAAAGCGGCAGUAGCCGGAUAGCAAUUUCGCAGCGUCAGAAAGAUCCGAAACUGGCGAGCGUGUGACUGUGAGGCCAUCUGGAGAGUGCUGGGACCAGGACGCAACGCCUCAGUAACACGCACCGCUGAGUACAGCACAGUUUCAAUACUCAAUCUUGUUCCGCCUGUCCGAAACCGAGAAAACAAAGGGGUGGCGGUGUGAACCCGACUUAGCCCUCUGCGGCCAUCCGACUCCGUGAGACACGCUUGGUGUGACGCGUGCGGCCCGCAGCACACACGUCAUAGCAAGCAAAGUAAUUCAUUAGUCUGUAACCAACACACCACGUGGCCACGCCGGGAUACUGAGUACGUAGAAAUCAGCAAAGAAUCAACGUCCCAGCGUGUCGGAGUGUCCCAGCGUGUCGGAGUGCGCAAGUCAUCGAGCUCGAUUAUCAAUCAGCCUCAGCCCGGCCAGGACAUCAUCAUCAUCUCCGACUUGUGUCCACGGAAUGCUGUAAAGUGAGCGGCGUGCAUGGAGAAACGGAGAAGCCAGAACCUUUAGUCCUGAUGACCAGACGAUACAUCACGGAAAUAGACCACAUAGCCUGGCAUCGGUGAUGUUCCGUUGAGAAUAGCGGACAUAUCCAGUUCAGUUUUCGUUGUCUUUGUUCCAAUCAGUUCGUCUGCAGUCAUGGAGUAUUGUGGCGAAUUGCUGUUGCUACUCCUGCUCACAAUGUCGUUCAUAGUUUCCGUUAUGAUGAUCAAAGAGUGUCAAGUGGAUGCCAACGUAGUACCAACCAACUCCAUUAUGUGCGCGGACGGUCAUACCUAUGUACACUAUGACGAAGAGCAGUGCGACUUUGAAGGCGCUGAGGCAUUCUGCAAGUACAGGAAUGCCACUCUGCCUCUUCCGCUGGAUCAAACCAUUGACUCGUGUAUCCGGGGGCUUGAUUCCAGAAACAACAGACGCUUUUGGCUGGGUUUCAUGCGUAUUAGUUCGAGCCAGGACUGGAGUGCCGUGCUACCGAACAUUGUGGGCGUAUCUGAUGACCUCAGGGGGAGUAACGACAAAUUAUGCGUUCGUAUCCACACCAGGGACGUAGAAUGGAAGGAGGAAGAGUGCAAUAAGGAGAACAACGUGAACGCUGUUGUCUGCGUCACAAGCGUAAGCUUCCCUACAGACUGCCCGAGCGGAUCCAGCUGCAGCACUACUGAGUCACUAUGUGACACUGGCCCUUGCUCCGUCAAUGCCACCUGUAGCGAUGUGGCGGGCUCGUUUGUAUGUAUGUGUUUUAGUGGCUACACCGGGAAUGGCACCUACUGCCAAGAUAUUGACGAGUGCACACUGGGCCUAUUGUCGUGUGGAGUGCGUGAGUCAUGCUACAACACACUGGGUGCAGCGUAUUGUGCCUGUGCACCAGGCUAUGGAGAUAAUGGAACUGCCUGUUCGGACAUUGACGAGUGUGCAGAUGACAUCAGCUACAGUAAUGGCAUUAGCAUCACUGGCAGUGGCAGCAGUACUGACAACAGCAAUAUUAGCAGCAACUGCGGUGAAAACACCGUCUGCGUGAACACCGUACCCGGUUUUUUGUGCCAGUGUCUUGCUGGCUACGAGGCAGUCACACUUACAGCCUGUCAAGACAUUGACGAAUGUACUACCAGCUUCAACAGCAGCAGCAGCAGCAGCAACGCUACAGGAGUGAACAACUGCAGUGUCAACGCUAUCUGCACAAACACUGUUGGCUGCUACGAAUGCACAUGUUUAAAUGGCUACCAUGGUGAUGGUGUGACAUGUCUUGAUGAAAACGAAUGUACCGAUGGUCCACAUCAUUGUGCACUGCUCACAGCUACGUGCUACAACACAAAUGGAUCCUACACGUGUGAAUGUAUUGAUGGUUAUAUGGGCAAUGGCACAGUAUGUGACAUCUGUCCAGCUGGAUUUUAUGGUAAUGGCACAGCUUGCCUGGACAUUGACGAGUGUGUCAGCAACAGUAACAGCAGUAGCAGCAACAUCAGCAACACUACCACCAGUGACAGCAACAACAGCAGUAGCUGUGGUGAAAACACUGUCUGCGUGAACACCGUACCCGGUUUCUUGUGUCAGUGUCUUGCUGGCUACGAGGCAGUCACACAUACAAUCUGUCAAGACAUUGACGAAUGUAGUACCAGCUUCAACAGCAGCAGCAGCAACGCUACAGGAGUGAACAACUGCAGUGUCAACGCUAUCUGCACAAACACUGUCGGCUGCUACGAAUGCACAUGUUUAAAUGGUUACCAUGGUGAUGGUGUGACAUGUCUUGAUGAAAACGAAUGUACCGAUGGUCUACAUCAAUGUGCACCGCUCACAGCUGCCUGCUCCAACACAAAUGGAUCCUACACAUGUGAAUGCAUUGAUGGUUUUGUGGGGAAUGGCACAGUAUGUGACGUCUGCCCAGCUGGAUUUUAUGGAAAUGGCACAGCUUGUCUGGACAUUAACGAGUGUGUCGGCAACAACACCACCAACACCAGUAGUAACAACAACAGCAGCAUCUGCGGUGAAAAUACUGUCUGCGUGAACACCGUACCCGGUUUUUUGUGCCAGUGUCUUGCUGGCUACGAGGCAGUCACACAUACAAUCUGUCAAGACAUUGACGAAUGUAGUACCAGCUUCAACAGCAGCAGCAGCAACGCUACAGGAGUGAACAACUGCAGUGUCAAUGCUAUCUGCACAAACACUGCCGGCUGCUACGAAUGCACAUGUUUAAAUGGUUACCAUGGUGAUGGUGUGACAUGUCUUGAUGAAAACGAAUGUACCGAUGGUCCACAUCAGUGUGCACCGCUCACAGCUACCUGCUCCAACACAAAUGGAUCCUACAUAUGUGAAUGUAUUGAUGGUUUUAUGGGCAAUGGCACAGUAUGUGACAUCUGUCCAGCUGGAUUUUAUGGUAAUGGCACAGCUUGUCUGGACAUUGACGAGUGUGUUAGCAACAGUAACAGCAGUAGCAGCAACAUCAGCAACACUACUACCAGUGACAAUAGCAACAGCAGUAGCUGCAGUGCCAACGCCGUCUGCGUGAACACCGUACCCGGUUUCUUGUGUCAGUGUCUUGCUGGCUACGAGGCAGUCACACAUACAAUCUGUCAAGACAUUGACGAAUGUAGUACCAGCUUCAACAGCAGCAGCAGCAACGCUACAGGAGUGAACAACUGCAGUGUCAACGCUAUCUGCACAAACACUGCCGGCUGCUACGAAUGCACAUGUUUAAAUGGUUACCGUGGUAAUGGUGUGACAUGUCUUGAUGAAAACGAAUGUAGCGAUGGUCCACAUCAGUGUGCACUGCUCACAGCUACCUGCUACAACACAAAUGGAUCCUACACAUGUGAAUGCAUUCAUGGUUUUGUGGGGAAUGGUACAGUAUGUGACGUCUGCCCAGCUGGAUUUUAUGGAAAUGGCACAGUUUGUCUGGACAUUAACGAGUGUAUCAGCAACAACACCACCAACACCAGUAGCUCAAAUAAUAAUGGCAGUAGUAACAACAACAGCAGCAUCUGCGGUGAAAAUACUGUCUGCGUGAACACCGUACCCGGUUUUUUGUGUCAGUGUCUUGCUGGCUACGAGGCAGUCACACAUACAAUCUGUCAAGACAUUGACGAAUGUACUACCGACUUCAACAGCAGCAGCAGCAACGCUACAGGAGUGAACAACUGCAGUGUCAACGCUAUCUGCACAAACACUGCCGGCUGCUACGAAUGCACAUGUUUAAAUGGUUACCAUGGUGAUGGUGUGACAUGUCUUGAUGAAAACGAAUGUACCGAUGGUCCACAUCAGUGUGCACCGCUCACAGCUACCUGCUCCAACACAAAUGGAUCCUACAUAUGUGAAUGUAUUGAUGGUUUUAUGGGCAAUGGCACAGUAUGUGACAUCUGUCCAGCUGGAUUUUAUGGUAAUGGCACAGCUUGCCUGGACAUUGAUGAGUGUGCCAGCAACAGCAACAUCGGUACCACCACCAGUGCCUACAGCAGUAGUGACACCACCACCAACAACAACAGUAGUAGCAGUAGCUGUGGUGAAAACACUGUCUGCGUGAACACCGUACCCGGUUUUUUGUGUCAGUGUCUUGCUGGCUACGAGGCAGUCACACAUACAGCCUGUCAAGACAUUGACGAAUGUAGUACCAACUUCAACAGCAGCAGCAGCAACGCUACAGGAGUGAACAACUGCAGUGUCAACGCUAUCUGCACAAACACUGCCGGCUGCUACGAAUGCACAUGUUUAAAUGGUUACCAUGGUGAUGGUGUGACAUGUCUUGAUGAAAACGAAUGUACCGAUGGUCUACAUCAGUGUGCACUGCUCACAGCUACCUGCUACAACACAAAUGGAUCCUACACGUGUGAAUGUAUUGAUGGUUUUAUGGGCAAUGGCACAGUAUGUGACGUCUGUCCAGCUGGAUUCUAUGGAAAUGGCACUACUUGUUUGGACAUUGACGAGUGUGUGAAAAACACCAACAACACCAGCAAUGGUAGCAGUAGCAACAACAACAGCAGUAGUGACAGCUGUGGUGAAAACACUGUCUGCGUGAACACCGUACCCGGUUUUUUGUGUCAGUGUCUUGCUGGCUACGAGGCAGUCACACAUACAGCCUGUCAAGACAUUGACGAAUGUACUACCAGCUUCAACAGCAGCAGCAGCAACGCUACAGGAGUGAACAACUGCAGUGUCAACGCUAUCUGCACAAACACUGCCGGCUGCUACGAAUGCACAUGUUUAAACGGUUACCAUGGUGAUGGUGUGACAUGUCUUGAUGAAAACGAAUGUAGCGAUGGUCCACAUCAGUGUGCACUGCUCACAGCUACCUGCUACAACACAAAUGGAUCCUACACGUGUGAAUGUAUUGAUGGUUUUAUGGGCAAUGGCACAGUAUGUGACGUCUGUCCAGCUGGAUUCUAUGGAAAUGGCACUACUUGUUUGGACAUUGACGAGUGUGUGAAAAACACCAACAACACUAGCAAUGGUAGCAGUAGUAACAACAACAGCAAUAGUGACAUCUGUGGUGAAAAUACUGUCUGCGUGAACACCGUACCCGGUUUUUUGUGUCAGUGUCUUGCUGGCUAUGAGGCAGUCACACAUACAAUCUGUCAAGACAUUGACGAAUGUACUACCAGCUUCAACAGCAGCAGCAGCAGCAACGCUACAGGAGUGAACAACUGCAGUGCCAACGCUAUCUGCACAAACACUGCCGGCUGCUAUGAAUGCACAUGUUUAAAUGGUUACCGUGGUAAUGGUGUGACAUGUCUUGAUGAAAACGAAUGUACAGAUGGUCCACAUCAGUGUGCACUGCUCACAGCUACCUGCACCAACACAAAUGGAUCCUACACAUGUGAAUGUGUUGAUGGUUAUAUGGGCAAUGGCACAGUAUGUGAAGUCUGUCCAGCUGGAUUCUAUGGAAAUGGCACAGCUUGUCUGGACAUUGACGAGUGUGUCAGCAACAGUAACACCAGCACCACUGGCAACACCACCGGUUCUGCCAACAACAACAGUAGUAGCUGCGGUGAAAACACCGUCUGCGUGAAUACCGUACCCGGUUUUUUGUGUCAGUGUCUUGCUGGCUAUGAGGCAGUCACACAUACAGCCUGUCAAGACAUUGACGAAUGUACUACCAGCUUCAACAGCAGCAGCAGCAGCAACGCUACAGGAGUGAACAACUGCAGUGUCAACGCUAUCUGCACAAACACUGCCGGCUGCUAUGAAUGCACAUGUUUAAAUGGUUACCAUGGUGAUGGUGUGACAUGUCUUGAUGAAAACGAAUGUACCGAUGGUCCACAUCAGUGUGCACUGCUCACAGCUACCUGCUCCAACACAAAUGGAUCCUACACAUGUGAAUGUAUUGAUGGUUUUAUGGGCAAUGGCACAGUAUGUGAGGUCUGUCCAGCUGGAUUUUAUGGUAAUGGCACAGCUUGUCUGGACAUUGACGAGUGUGUGAGCAACAGCAGCAACAGCGACAAUAGCAUGAGCAGCAGUAGUGACAGCUGCAGUGAAAACACUGUCUGCGUGAACACCGUACCCGGUUUUUUGUGUCAGUGUCUUGCUGGCUAUGAGGCAGUCACACAUACAGCCUGUCAAGACAUUGACGAAUGUACUACCAGCUUCAACAGCAGCAGCAGGAGCAACGCUACAGGAGUGAACAACUGCAGUGUCAACGCUAUCUGCACAAACACUGCCGGCUGCUACGAAUGCACAUGUUUAAAUGGUUUCCGUGGUGAUGGUGUGACAUGUCUUGAUGAAAACGAAUGUACCGAUGGUCCACAUCAGUGUGCACUGCUCACAGCUACCUGCUCCAACACAAAUGGAUCCUACACGUGUGAAUGUAUUGACGGUUUUAUGGGCAAUGGCACAGAAUGUGACGUCUGUCCAGCUGGAUUUUAUGGAAAUGGCACAGCUUGCCUGGACAUUGACGAGUGUGUCAGCAACAGCAGCAGCAACACCACUAAUAACUGUACUAGUGCCUCUAGCAGCUGUGUGAACACGGACGGUGGAUUUGAAUGCGCCUGUUUUGCCGGAUACACGGGCCAGCUUUGUGAUGUCGACAUUGACGAGUGUCUGUCUGGUCCUUGCUUCAACGGUUCCUGCCGGGACCUAGUGGCCAAGUAUGAGUGUGAUUGCUACAGCGGCUAUACGGGAUCACGGUGUGCGAGUGACGUAAACGAGUGUGAGCAACAGCUGGACAACUGUACAAACGGUACCAGCAGUUGUGUCAACGUGGACGGCGGAUUCGAGUGCGCCUGCUUCGCCGGCUACACAGGAGUCGUGUGUGAUAUUGAUGUGAACGAAUGUCUCUCUGAGCCGUGCCGGUGGAAUGGCUCAUGCUCUGACCAUGUGGGCAGCUACAUGUGUCACUGUUUGCCUGGUUUCACCGGCCUGCAGUGCCAACAUGACAUAGAUGAAUGCUCAGUACCGACUCACAACAACUGCUCCGCAAACACCAGCAGCUGUGUCAACACCGACGGGGGAUUCCAGUGUUCUUGCUCGGCGGGGUACACUGGACCGAUCUGUGAUAUUGAAGUUGACGAAUGCUCUUCCAGUCCCUGUAUCCACGGUACUUGCAUGGAUCAGAUAGCGGGAUAUCUUUGCGACUGCAUCAGCGGCUUCAAUGGCUUGCAUUGCGAGCACGAUAUACACGAGUGUCUACUCGGUACACACAACUGCACAAACAAUGCCAGUGAGUGUGUCAACUUUGACGGCGGAUUCGACUGCAUGUGCUUCGCCGGAUACACAGGCUCAGUGUGUGAGGUCAAUAUCGACGAAUGCCUGUCAAUGCCCUGUUUCAAUGGCUCUUGUAUGGAUCUAGUUGCUGGGUACGCCUGCAACUGUUCAAGCGGGUACACUGGCUCGCGAUGUCAGAGUGAUCUUGAUGAGUGCUUGACGGGCGUUCACAACUGCUCAGGGUUAGGUGGCAACUGUAGCAACACGUUCGGUGGAUUUGAAUGUGCUUGCUUUCCCGGGUAUGCAGGGCCAAUGUGUGACAUUGAGACUGACGAAUGUGCAUCUGAGCCAUGCAUCAACGGGACCUGUAGGGAUCAGGGGGCUGGCUAUGUAUGCGAUUGCACAGCCGGAUUCACCAGCCAACAUUGUGAUAUUGAGAUGGACGAAUGUUCAUCCGAGCCAUGCCUCAACAACGGGACUUGUAGCGAUCAGGUCGCUGGCUAUGUAUGCGACUGCACGGCAGGUUUCACCAGUCCACAUUGUGUCAUUGAGAUCGACGAAUGUUCGUCCGAACCGUGCUUUAACAAUGGCUCCUGUAGGGAUCAGAUAGCAGGCUAUGCAUGCAAUUGCACUGCCGGUUUCACCAGCCAACACUGUGACAUUGAGAUUGACGAAUGUGCAUCUGAGCCAUGCUUCAAUGGCUCUUGUAGAGAUCAGAUCGCAGGCUAUGCAUGCGAGUGUUUCAGUGGUUACACUGGACUUCUGUGUGAAAACGACCUUCACGAAUGUCUGCUUGGUACGCACAAUUGCACGAACCACACCAGUGUCUGCAUCAACCUGGACGGUGGAUUUGAAUGCAUGUGCUUCCCCGGCUAUACGGGGCCAAUCUGUGAUGUUGAUAUUGAUGAGUGUACUUCAAGUCCAUGCGUGUAUGGUACCUGCAUCGAUCAGACUGCAGGAUUCACAUGCAGCUGCUUGACUGGCUUCUCGGGUGUACGUUGUCAGAGUGAUAAUGAUGAAUGUCAAACUGGUGCUCACAACUGCUCAGGAUUGGGUGGUAAUUGUGACAACACUCAUGGUGGAUUCCAAUGUACUUGCUUUGCGGGAUAUACAGGACCAGAGUGUAGUGUGACGAUUGAUGAAUGUCUCUCGGCUCCGUGUCAGAACAAUGGAACAUGUGUGGAUCAAAUCGCCGGCUUUGAAUGCCAGUGCAAUACUGGUUUCACUAGCGCACUGUGUGAUGUCGAUAUCAAUGAAUGUGCAUCUGAACCAUGCCAGAACAAUGCCACAUGUGUGGAUGAAAUCAACUCUUUCCAAUGUCAAUGUCAUCCAGGUUACAACGGCACACUCUGUAGCAAUGACAUUAACGAUUGCUCCGGGAAUCCAUGUCUGAAUCAAGCAACGUGUACGGACGGUGUCAAUUCCUAUGCGUGCACCUGUGCUCCGGGAUUUUCUGGCCUGUUCUGUGAGCAAAACGUGGAUGACUGUCUCGGCGUGAUGUGUGGCAAUAACGGCUCAUGUGUAAACCUGGUGAAUGGGUUUGAAUGCACGUGUGUAGCAGGCUAUACGGGUGUUUUCUGUGAAGUCAAUGUGGAGGAGUGUAGCAGUGCUCCGUGUCAGAAUAAUGCUACAUGCGUGGACCUCGUUAACGCAUAUCGGUGCGAGUGUGAACCAGGAUUCACCGGACUUCAAUGUGAGGAUGACAUUGAUCACUGCACGUCCGCGCCGUGUGUGAACAAUGCAACAUGCACGGACUUGGUCAAUGCGUAUCGCUGCGACUGCAUUCCAGGUUUCACUGGAUUGCAAUGCCAAACUGAUAUCGUCGAGUGUCUCUCCUCGCCGUGCGAUAACGGAACGUGUGUAGACGGCAUUAACGGAUACGUGUGUGUCUGCAAUGGCGGCUUCACCGGUUUCACAUGUGAGAUCAAUGUUGAGGAGUGUGAGUCUGAUCCGUGUGUGCAGGGUACGUGUGUAGACCAGGUCAACAGCUACCAGUGUGUAUGUAGUGCAGGCUAUACAGGUGUGCUGUGUGAGGUCAAUAUCAACGAAUGUCUCUCCAUGCCUUGUGUGAAUGGCACGUGUAACGACAACGUCGAUGGCUUUACCUGUUCGUGCACUCCUGGCUUUACGGGUCUGACUUGUGCGGUUGACAUCAAUGAGUGUGUGUCCACACCCUGUGUGAAUGGUUCAUGUAAUGAUGCCGUCAACGCAUUCUCCUGUGACUGCUUCCCGGGUUUUAGUGGCAUGCUGUGCAACACCGACAUACUAGAGUGUGCCAGUGAACCAUGUCAAAACAACCAGUCGUGUGUGGAGCUGACGGACGGGUUUGCAUGCACGUGCUCUUUGGACUACUUUGGUGUGCUGUGUGAGAAUGUAAACAACUCGUGUACAGAUCCUGCACUGACCGUGCCCAGAUGCCUUAACAGCGGUGUGUGCGUUCCGGAGGGGAUUCCCCAGGACAGCGGUGGUGGUGGUGGUAGCAGUGUCAGUGUAAACAGCUAUAAUUGUCAGUGCUUACCUGGCUUUACGGGUGUGCACUGUGAGGUCAAUGUGGAUGACUGUCUUGGAAUGCCUUGUCUCAAUAAUGCCGUCUGUAUGGACAUGGUGGAUGCAUACCAAUGUCAAUGCCAAUCUGGUUUUACUGGCCAGAAUUGUCAAGUGGACAUUGACGACUGCAUUGAUGUCAACUGCACGGCAAACUCCAAAUGUCGCGACGGCGUUGAUCAAUUCCAGUGUGUCUGCGACGAGGGCUAUGUGUCCACCACCUCUGACUCUGUCAACACUGAAAUACAUUGUACAGAUGAAGAUGAAUGUAGACAAGCAGAUGUGAGUGUGUGUCCACCAAACUCCAACUGUCUGAACACUAUAGGUAGUUUUGACUGCACAUGUCAGUCUGGUUUUAGUGGAGAUCGGCACAAUGGCUGUGUGGACAUCAAUGAGUGUGUAACGGGUGCGAACGAUUGUGAUGUGCCAACCAGAGCGAGAUGUGUCAAUACUGCCGGUGGAGUCCGCUGUGAAUGCUUCAACGGGACCACCGGAAACGGAACGACCUGCUACCUGCCAGCUGCUGUUGAUCCCCUACCGGCCACAUUGCGCAAUGUCUUUGCCAGCACCGAAGUCAGGAUAACAUGUAACUACAGAGGAUACCCGCAGGCUACCCCGCGGUGGUGCAAGCUGAGCAAUGAUGACAUCACCAUGACAUCAUCGCUGGCUGCAGAUGGAUGUGCAGCAUACGACUCAUCGUGUCCGUACGCGGUAACGGGCGACAGCAGCAGCACAACAACUCUGGUAAUAGGCCAGGUACAGAACUGCCAUCGUGGACUAUACCGGUGUAUCGCCACCAAUAUAGCCAACCUGCAGGGCUCCUACUCCGAUGUAGAACUUGAUGUACUUGAUUCUAGUGACUUCAAGAUUUCUGGCAACUACAGCGAAGUGUCAAGCAGCAGUGUGGGUGCUGACGUACAACGAACGCUUGAACAACUGCUGCAGGCAAUACCGUCCGUGUCUGUUGAGUUGCCAUCUGUAAAAGUUACGCAGUUCAGUCCGAAUGGAGUUGCUCUGCAAAACCUGGUCUUUGUGGAAAUGGAUGUGCGGAUGCCCAGUAGUUCCGUAUCUGCAUUGCCAGCGAAUGGUUCUUUCGCUAACCGCCUUCGCCUGUAUCUUGUCACAGAAAUCCAGGCUGGACGAAGCUCGCCUGCUACACUUGAUGCUACUUCAGUGUCUGUGCUCAGCUAUGAUGUAUGCCCAGCUGAUGUCACUACUGAUCUCCGGGGCAGUGUAGUCUGGCCAGAGACAGUUCGGGGAACAACAAGUGUGCAAGCAUGCGGUAUCGUGGUGGAGAAUGAGGCACCACAGUUUGCCAGGCGUAUGUGCUUUUCCAGUCCCCGCACCAGUCUCCCAAACACUGGGUUCUUCAUGUCUACAUGGGCCAUGGCUAACACCAGUGACUGUCCAUUCGCUUCAGCCAGCACUAGAGAACUACAGAUGAUUUCAUCCAUUGUAUUCAACACCAGUGAGCCAACGGUCCUCGUCAUGACAACAGAAACCAUUGGCAACCUGACGAAGGACGCCUCGUCGCUGUCCGAAGCCGAUAUCGACUUUGCGGCCACCGCAUUGUCCAAUCUAAUUCUGGCCACUAGCAGUGAUGAAGAUUUCAAUCAGACGAUCGGACGAGAGAUUGCUGGUUCCGUUCUGGACUCGGUGGACAACAUUCUUGCUGCACCACCAACGGAGAUUGAGUCCGCACCCGCUGCAACCAUUGCUCGUACAAUGGAGAGACUCGUAACGUCGCUGGAAGUCGAGGAGGGACAGCCACUGACAAGUGUUAAUGAGAACAUUGGGUUUGCCAUUAGCUGCUCCGGGCGAGUCAUUUCACAGGCAUUCCGUGCUGCAGCUGGUACUGGUGAUGAUGCUUUCUCAGUCGGUGAUGUCACUACAUCAGCAGCAGUGAGCAGUGAUCCAGCUGCCUUUGAUGUACCGUCCAACGCCAUAGAGUUUGCUACGACCAGCAGAGACACAAUGGCACAGUCGGACGCUAACAGUACUUCCUCCAGCGUGCCAUCUUGCCCAGUUGCACAGACCCAGUUCAUUUUGUAUCGCACCGACUCUCUCUUUCAGGACAUCAACCUGACAGGCACAUCUGCUGGAGCCAGAACAACCGUAGCGUCGCAGAUUGUCUCUGCUCAGGUUGGUAGACAAGAGGAGCGUAUUCCACUCGAUGGUGCGAGUGCCGUCAUGUCGUUCAACCUCAACCUGCCAGAUAUCUCAACGCAGAACGAGACACUGCAGCUGGAGUGCGUUUUCUGGGACUUCACAUUGAAUGACAACCAGGGUGGUUGGAGUCGUGAGGGGUGUCGUCUGAUCAGCAACGGCAGCAGUCGUGCCGCAUGCGAGUGUAAUCACCUAACCAACUUUGCCGUCCUAGUUUCACGGAAAGCUAUUAAGUCAUCCCAUGCAGAAACUGUAGCUGAGAAAGUCCUGGUGAUUAUCUCCUACAUCGGCUGUGGAUUGUCCAUGCUAGGGCUGGUUGCCACCAUGAUCACUAUUGCAACCUUCAAGAAACUACGCGCCAGUCUGCAUCAACGCUUGAUGUUUGGUCUGUGUACAACACUCCUCACCAUCAUGAUCCUCUUCAUCGCUGGCAUACGUGCUACGUCGAACAGGGCUGCAUGCCAGUCUGUGGCCAUCAUCAUGCACUACCUUCUCCUGUCGGCGUUCCUGUGGAUGUCGGCCGAGGCCACGCUUCUCUACACACAACUGGUGAAAGUGUUUGGUGGCACUCCGGCCUGGUUUGCUAAAGCUGUGCUGGCUACCGUAUGUGGUGCACCGCUGGUCAUAGUGGGCAUAACGGCUGGAGUGACUAAACUUGACGCCUACACCAAUGAGAACUAUUGCUGGAUAAGUGACUUCAAUGUCUUCUACGGAGCGUUCAUCGCACCAAUGGCACUGACAUUGCUCUACAACAUUGCUAUACUCACCAUUAUCAUACGAUCGCUGCACAAACGUGGCAAGAACAAUGCGUCGAUGAAGCGCAAGGGCAAGAAAGACAACAAGGGAGCGCUGUACCUUGUGCGUGUUGUAGUGACGCUCUCGUUACUACUGGGACUAACCUGGGUGUUUGGCAUACUGGUGGUUCUUGUCGAUCAUAUCGCCAUGCAAUACGCCUUCGCCAUUCUCAACACAUUCCAGGGGUUCCUCAUAUUCAUACUGCACACGGCCCGUGCGCCCGAGGUACGCAAGGAGUGGAGCGGAGCCCUCGCCUCCGCCGGCCGACGGGGCUCCAUUGGGUAUCGACUGAUCUCGACGCUGCGCCGCCACACCAUCACGAGCAUGGGCUCAGGCGACAUGAUGCCAAGCAACGGUGCUAGCACUCACGGCGGCCGUGGAGCGAGCGGUGGCCGAAAAAGCGGCAGCAUGCCGGCGAGGAACUCCAGCCUGGGACAGUCGUGUCACGUCAUGAUCAACGGGCACAGUCUGCUAACAGCCACCAACAGCAACUCACUAACGGGAAGCCCCCGAGCCUCGCCGCCACCACCUGAAUACCAACUUCAACCCGCUGCUACAGAGCCAUCGUCGCUAAGCUUGGAGAAGGAACCGGCCGAGAAGGAAACAAGCCUAUCAUCACCGUCCGACAAUCUUCCGUCUCUCACCAAUUAUUCCAUGUUGAGCAACACAAAUGAUGUGUCUGUGGAUGAGGAAAGUGGUGAUAUGCCCGGCCGUAGGCAAUCUGUUGAUAUCCUUAUUGUAAGAGUGUAGAGAAUAGCAGAAACUGGCAGUGAGUGAGUGGAUGGACGAGUGAGUGUGUUUGCGUGUG
This is a messenger RNA of Sycon ciliatum, 13878 nucleotides long. RefSeq names its product fibrillin-2-like. The transcript has 34 exons. Lineage: Eukaryota; Metazoa; Porifera; Calcarea; Leucosolenida; Sycettidae. Gene Ontology annotation, biological process: G protein-coupled receptor signaling pathway; cell surface receptor signaling pathway. Gene Ontology annotation, molecular function: G protein-coupled receptor activity; calcium ion binding. Gene Ontology annotation, cellular component: membrane. The record is from RefSeq and is a predicted model, not a curated record. The coding region runs from base 1077 to 13820 and encodes 4247 amino acids.